ACGUAACAUCCUGUCAUCCGUAGUUUUUACAUCCGGAGGGUGGGGCUUUUGUUGUAGGAGCGGUUUGUGUUUGGAGAUCCAAUGCUUCGAAAUGCUCUAUUAAUGCACUCAUCAAGAUAACAUCAACCGAGGGCAGACGUACAAAUCCUGCUUUGGGUUGUGUCAGAGUGUCUGGAGACAGAGUGUAUGCGUGGGUUUGUCUGUGCGCCCGUUUGAAAGAGACGCAAAGAAGAAUCCAGUGAUGGCGACCAGUAAAAGUAAAAACCAGAGCUCUCUGGCACUGCACAAGGUGAUAAUGGUGGGCAGUGGAGGAGUGGGGAAGUCAGCCCUCACCCUGCAGUUCAUGUAUGAUGAGUUUGUGGAGGACUACGAGCCCACCAAAGCAGACAGCUACAGGAAGAAGGUGGUUCUGGAUGGGGAGGAGGUCCAGAUCGAUAUCCUGGACACAGCCGGCCAGGAGGACUAUGCUGCCAUCAGGGACAACUAUUUUCGCAGCGGGGAGGGCUUCCUGCUGGUCUUCUCCAUCACAGAGCAUGAGUCCUUCUCUGCCACUGUGGAGUUCAGGGAACAGAUCUUGCGGGUUAAGGCGGAAGAGGACAAGAUCCCUCUCCUGCUCGUAGGGAACAAGUCGGACUUGGAGGAGCGUAGGCAGGUGUCCGUGGAUGAGGGCCGAGGGAAGGCCGAGGAGUGGGGCGUCCAGUAUGUAGAGACAUCAGCCAAAACAAGAGCCAAUGUGGACAAGGUAUUCUUUGACCUCAUGCGUGAAGUACGAGGCAAGAAAAUGUCAGAAAACAAAGACAAAAACGGAAAAGGAAAGAACAAGAAGAACAAGAAGAGCUUCAGAGAAAGAUGCUGUUUACUUUGAACUCAUGGACCUUAAUAACCCACACUAUAAUUAAAGUUGGGGAACAAAGCAGAGCGUCCUUGCCUUUGCCAUUCAAAUUCAGUUUUUAAUAGCUGGUAGUAGUUUAGUGUUUAGAACAAUCUCAAGCAAUUUUUUUUGUCAUUUUUAAUUAAUGAAGCUGAGUUGCCGAUUCAUUGGAAGGUAACCACUGCUCUGACUGGGACUGCAGUACUUGAUGGCUCUUAAUAAGCCAAUGACCAAACUGCCACUGACACUAACUCUGCUGCUCAAGACAUUUUCCAGUUUAACUCAGCGAGUGUACUGCCUUUGACUUUGGUUCAGUGUGUUUUACACCAGAAUUGUUGAGUCUUCGUCAAGUAAACAGUGCUCUUAAUGUCUUCACUUGCUCUUAAUCUUAACCUUCAUAAUUGUUAGUCUGUUAUUACAGACUCCAUCAAUCUACAAAGAACUCUAAUGCUGCUGUUUGUCAUAUUUGUAAUCAUUUAUGAUUUCGCUGAAUUUCUUGCCUAUAGAAGUUGUUUGCCUCGUUCAUUCAUCUGUCCAGUCUCUGAUGUCUAUGCUUUCAGAGCAUGUUUGGAAUUUGAAACUUGACGCUUCAGAAGUUUUCAUUUUUGAGCCCUUGAGGCCACAGUUUUGCUGUGGGCAUCCAGUGAUAUGUGAUUUUCCGACCACACAAAAAUCAGCCUGUGCAAUCAGCGGACUUGUUACCAAACAGGGUUAUUUUAUUACAUUUUUGUCAGGCCUCUUAUGAUUACUACAAAUCAAUCCUAAAAUGCUUGGCUUUUUUUCAGCUGCUGCAAAUUGCAGUCUUUGGUGACUGUAAAUCACAGACUAACAAAUUUACAGAACUUCAAAUUUAUCAUUUUUCGGAGCUCACAGGGCUUUGUUAGAGAAGAAGGAUGAAAUCUGGUUGCUAGUAUUUUAGUGUUGAUAACUUAGCAGCAAGGAGAGACCAGACCUGUUUUGUCUUGACGGUGCUCUGUCAUGUUCAUGUAAUCAGACCUUUCCCACCCUUCUAGACUCGUGUUGACAAUCCAAGAGGCCAUCACACUUCUGGUCCCUGCAUUAUAAUCAAUAAGAUCUUUUAAAAAAGUCUGUUUGUUUUUUUUUUUUAUCUGUUUUGAAUAACAUGCACUACAUUUCAGAUCGCUACAACGUUGACUUGAGUCAUGCUGAAGCUUUUUCAACAGUUUGUGCCAACAAAAUCACAAAGUCAAAUUAUGUGGAUGUACAGUGUGUGUUAUCUUACCGAGUGUGUGCAUAUAUCAGGAAAUCCUAGGACCUUUUCUGUGUUUGUGUGAGUGAAGUUUUGACGAGUGUGCCAACUGUUGUUUAAUCAAUUGCUACAGUGAAAAUGAUGUUUCUGCCACUGCCUAAACCAUCCUUUGUAACAACCCCCCCUUUACUUCCUACAGCUGUGAGUGUGCUUUUAUCCCUGUAGCAAGUGUUGCUGAAUAAAUGCUUUUUUUCUUUGUAAA
Molecule: messenger RNA, 2343 nt
Organism: Scatophagus argus
Lineage: Eukaryota; Metazoa; Chordata; Actinopteri; Scatophagidae
Gene: ralba
Product: v-ral simian leukemia viral oncogene homolog Ba (ras related)
Exons: 5
Coding region: 242-865 (207 amino acids)
Biological process (GO): Ras protein signal transduction
Cellular component (GO): plasma membrane
Molecular function (GO): GTPase activity; GTP binding; GDP binding
Source: RefSeq, a predicted model, not a curated record